Molecule: messenger RNA, 2276 nt
Organism: Formica exsecta
Lineage: Eukaryota; Metazoa; Arthropoda; Insecta; Hymenoptera; Formicidae
Product: trichohyalin-like
Exons: 5
Coding region: 1-1617 (538 amino acids)
Source: RefSeq, a predicted model, not a curated record
AUGGUAUUUUCAGAAAGGGCCAGCCCGGCGAACAACGGGCAACAACGAAGACCGUCUCGAUCACCGCGCAGCCAGCGUAGCCGCAGUGCGGAUGUAGACUGUUUGAAGAAAUACACGGAACGUCGCGUGGAGGAUCGUCGGCACACGGAGAUUACCGACACCAGUAAACUGGACACGUCGAGAUGGAUGCCAUUGCCGAGAUACGUGCCGCGAGGUCAGCAAUCGCCGGGGGCCAUCAAGAGAUCGUCGAGGGACGAGCGGCAGGAGAGCAUCGACGAGACGGCAGCGACGACUACGUUAGCCGAGAAUCGAUUCUCCAGGAUCGAGCCCGAGAUCGUUGGUCGAUCUCAACCCGCCGUCAGAAGUUAUAGCACCGACGUGACCGCCACGAAGGGAGUGGAAAAAAGCAUCAUCGAGCAACGAAGGCACACGGAUUGCAGCGAUCCACGAACCAUCGCCACGAGGUGGAUACCACAAGUUAGCGGUGCAAAGUUUCGCCGAGAAUCGUCUCCUCUUGCAAAAGAUGGCUGUGAGAUUACACAGAGCGCGACUACCCGAUGGAUAACCUUUGCCAAAAGUCCAUCACCCAGUCCCAUACCAAGAAUAAAUCCUGAGAGAAGAGAUUCCAUAACGGAGCACAGCAAAGAGGAAGAAGAGCCGCGCAAGGAUGCGGAUACCUCUAAUAGUAAAUGGCAACCCUCUAGAAAGUUCUCGCCAGCGAAGAACGAGAAAGCGCAUUUACAAAGACAAGACGAAUUAGACAUUGGCAGAGAUCGCUCGUCGAGUUUUAUCGAUACUAACGAGCGAGCGAACAAACUCAGCCAACGUAUGCGAGAUUUAUACGAUUUCAAGACGGAGAACGAGUGGCCGAAGAGAGCGGGAAGUUCCCAGCAAGAGAACACUUGGAUCAGUAUAAGUAGCAGUGAGGAGGAGAGAGGAAAUUAUCGACCGAUUCGCAGAAACAGUCAAGAUUUGGAAUUUAAUGAUAGAAUCGACAUAUUCAAGACUAAGAUUCAACACGAGGAGGACAGACGAAGACCAAAGCGCAGUACCCAUGACGCCAGCGAAGUGUUUAUGAACGAGCAGGAGGAGGAGCGUCUACGAAGGUUCAACGACAGGCUGCGAUACAGCGAGGAUCAUGGCACGGAGCGGGUUCGUGGUCGCGAGCGACGCACAUACUCGGACGAUUACGACGAGAAAGCUCGGCGUGCGUCCCGGCAACCGGAAUCGCCGACGAUCAGACGGGAUCGACCAGAAGCACCGACGAUCAAGAGACCGUUAGCGAACGUGGAGAACAAGCGGAAUUCAGACGUGAGUGCGAGAUCACGCGACUCGCGAGUCAGCUACGUGGAGGUGGACUUCCCAAAGAGGGAUUCUCGUACCAGCGAUGCCAGUUACGCCAGCGUGAACCUCGGUAAGCGAGGCAGCGUCGAGUGCAAGAGCACGCGGAAGAUUUGUGAAAUGCCGCCGAGAAGAGCCUUCAGCCAGACCGACGAGCGACGACCGUCUACUCCGGUGCCGCCGAUCGAGUUUAACGACGAGCGAUACGUCCCCAAGAAACUGUCGUCGGAAUCUCCGAAGAGAGACAGUACCAGGUACAAAGUAUAUCUGACGUAGGAAACGCCUGCGAGAGCGGGUGUUUUGCGAGACAAACGCCGCUUUCGCAGAGUUUUAGAUUAAAUUUUAUCAACGAUCAAGUAUGGAAGUACAAGUACAUGACUCUCGAAGAUGAAAAAACAGCUGUAUGACGAGAAGGAUUUUCCAACAAGAUUCGUAAAUGUAAAUACGUGUGUAUUACAAAAAAUUCCUUGCGCGGCGAUAUUCCAAUGUCAAUACCCCUAUGUUGGGCGAUGUCCAUCAUUUUUUCUCGUAUGAGGGCGAGAAAAGAUUAAAAAGUUAGAAUAUUUACGAAGGUGAAUAUAAAUAUAAGCAAUUUUAUCUCGAAGGAUACAAUGGAGCCCGUUGUCUGUGGAUAACUGUUAAACGUUCAACUGUCGUUUACUGUGUUCACCGUAUAAUAAUACGAUAUGUAAACGGAUAUAUAUGUACGAAACUCGAUAUAUUCUGUUACGAAGCUCUACAAUAAUAUAGCACUUAUGACCGGAGACGCGGAAGCCUGAUAAAAAUGUAUUUGUUACAAAUUUACAACGGUUUACUACGUAACCAGAAGUUUCCUAUUCGUGUUUUUCAUGUCACUGUUAUAAGCGUAACUGCGAUAUAAUAAUUAAUACAAACGGUGUAACGCAAAAUACAUAAUAAAAUAUUCUUUGAGGAAC